GAUCAUAGCACAAAUAAUGGCACCGUUAAUCAGAAUUUUAAACAUAUUCGGUGGUCUUUUUGCUUUUCUGAUAGUUGGGUGUCAACAGGUGUAUUAUCACGCUGAAUUUCGCUUGAAGGCUUUUGGAAAGCUUUCUAACAACAAUUACCGAACCAUUUUUUCUGCAGUUGGUGCAACGUUUGCAGAAAGUAUUAACUCGUGUUCAAAGUUUUGUAGUGAAGAUCAGCGUUGUAUUGGAAUAGAGACGUGUCAAAUCAGGGAAGAUUUGUUCCAGUGUCGCGUCUGCUGUGAAUGGAAGAAAAUGGGGAAUAAUGUAGAUAAACAGCCUGGUUGUAAAUAUCUAGAAAUGGGUAAUGAAAGUGGAGAAAAUCUUGCAUCUACCGCUAAUCUAAGCACGGUGUAUCUGCAUCAUGGACAACAACAACUUGUAGCAGCCCAUGCGGUAGAUGGAUUCGUGCUGUGUCCAGGAAACCUCAAACUAGCGCAUAGUGCCAAAGAAAGAAACCCAUUGUUAUCAAUUGUUCUGAAAAGAAAAGACAGCAAUGUGAAGAGAGUAGUACUGUACAACAGACAAAAUUGUUGUGGUCACCAAUUGCAUGAUGUGCAUGUAAACAUCAUUGAUAAUGGGACGAAUUAUCCGUGUGGUUUUUACCCUGGACCGGCUAUCACCGGACACCACAUAGUUUUUCUGUGCAGGAAUGGUUCAGUUGGUAACAGCAUCAAGAUACAGAUUUCGUCAAAAGAUGGGCAAACCGAUUGGUUUUCUGUUUGCGAAGUAGAAGUCUACGGCACAUCAUGAGGCUACAACUAUGUCCAGUUUUAUUCAUCUUUCAUAUACAUACUAACCGUAUUACGAAUAAUGGCAUUGACUCUAGAAACUACUUACACAUAGCUGUGUGCUGUAAUCGAAUAAAAUAUCAAAAU
Ostrea edulis (European flat oyster) is the source of this 924-nucleotide messenger RNA. RefSeq lists its product as uncharacterized. The coding region runs from base 17 to 799 and encodes 260 amino acids. The transcript has 4 exons. Lineage: Eukaryota; Metazoa; Mollusca; Bivalvia; Ostreida; Ostreidae. The record is from RefSeq and is a predicted model, not a curated record.